Phycodurus eques (leafy seadragon) is the source of this 2279-nucleotide messenger RNA. RefSeq names its product Fli-1 proto-oncogene, ETS transcription factor-related sequence (gene fli1rs). Gene Ontology annotation, biological process: regulation of transcription by RNA polymerase II; cell differentiation. The record is from RefSeq and is a predicted model, not a curated record. The transcript is spliced from 11 exons. Lineage: Eukaryota; Metazoa; Chordata; Actinopteri; Syngnathiformes; Syngnathidae. The coding region runs from base 371 to 1750 and encodes 459 amino acids. Gene Ontology annotation, molecular function: DNA-binding transcription factor activity, RNA polymerase II-specific; sequence-specific DNA binding. Gene Ontology annotation, cellular component: nucleus.
GAGAGAGAAGGAGAGAGAGAGCUUGUCAUCCGGUUUAUGGUGUGCGAGAAAAAAAAACUAGAAAAAAAAAGUAGAGCACUACAAUGGUUUGCGCCAUCGAGCCAAUGCACCUCGACGAGAAUUGAAGUCCGCAAUUAAUUGAACAGCAAAAACGACCAGACGCGUUCAAUGAGCAAGCUGCUUCCAAUAUGGACUGCACCAUAAAGGCGCACAAUUUAGAAAGACGCGUCUAAGCUGCGCGCGUCGGAGCGGCAGGUGUCCCUGAAGGCACCAUGGAUGGGCACCGGGAGGUGAUUCAUUUGCAAAACCGGAAGCGCUGUCUGUGGUGAGUGACGACCAGCCCAUAUACGAGCCGCCCUACACCACCAACAUGCACAUGAAGGCGGAGAUGACGUCGCCAGGCGGAUUCAAGCAGAGUCCAGAGCCCGCCGAGUCCAACUGGCUGCCCGCCGCCCUCACCGCGCAGAAGAGGGGCGAACACGUCAACGGAACUAACCACGAGUCCCCAGUGGACUGCAGCGUCACAAAGCGCUCCCGGCACAUGAGCAACGACGGUGUCCCGAUUGCAUACCAGUCGUCGUACCCGGAACCCCGCGUCAGCCCGCCGAACGUCACCCCGCCCAGCAUUACCACCACGGAGGAGAAGCGUGUCAUUGUACCUGCAGAUCCCGAGGUGUGGACACAGGACCACGUGCGUCAGUGGCUGGACUGGGCCAUCAAAGAGUACGUCUUGGAGGAAGUGGACGUCAUGCUCUUCCAAGCGCUGGACGGCAAGGCCCUGUGCAAGUUGACAAAAGAGGACAUGAUGCACCUCACCUCCGCCUACAAUGCCGACAUCCUGCUCUCGCACCUCAAUUACCUCCGGCAGAGUAGUCCGACUUUCUCGUACUCCUCAAAUGCCUCCACCAACACGCCGCAACCACCCCCACCGCAGCCUCGGCUUCAGGUCAAAACAGAGAGCAGUUUUGAUGAGAUUAGCCGCAGGAACAGCUGGACUACCAACAGCAUGACGGUAGUGCCCAAAGGUUCCACCAUGGAGCACCAACACAGCAGAGUGACAGAACCAGCGCCAAGAAUCGGCCAAGACCCCUAUCAGACAUUAGGGCCCAUAAGCAGCCGGCUAGCAAACCCAGAAGGCCAAGCCGUCCGCUCGUCCAAGAACCGAACAGGCAGGCAAAGUUCGUACAAGCUGCCUGACCUCAGCGCCCAAAGGCCUGUGGGCUCGGGCCAGAUCCAGCUGUGGCAGUUCCUGCUGGAGCUGCUGUCGGAUAGCAACAACGCCAGCAUCAUCACCUGGGAGGGCACAAACGGCGAGUUCAAGAUGACCGACCCUGACGAGGUGGCCAAGCGCUGGGGCGAGCGCAAGAGCAAGCCCAACAUGAACUACGACAAGCUGAGUCGCGCCCUGCGCUACUACUACGACAAGAACAUCAUGACCAAGGUGCACGGCAAACGCUACGCCUACAAGUUUGACUUCCAGGGCAUCUCUCAGACGCAUCAGAGCCACCAGGCGGCCGACGGCGGCGGUGUGGUCAAGUAUCAGACGGAGAUGUCCUAUAUGCAGCCAUAUCACAGCCACCAGCCCAAAAUGAACUUCAUGGCGGGCCACCCGCCACCCAUGCCCGUCUCACCCGGGAACUUUUUUGGCCCGCCGUCCACAUACUGGAACUCACCCAGCAGCCCCAUCUACCCCGGGGCGGCCAUGAACAGACAUCCCGCCACCCACUCCCACCUCAGCUCGUACUACUGAGUACACACACACACACACACACACACACACACCCACACACACAAAGGGGAUGAUGAUUUUAUUAUUAUUUUUUAUUUCUUUUUAAAGGGCAUUAUGAUGUAGGCUGCACAGACAGAAGAGAUGGACAGAUUGAUGUAUACGCUUCCCAGGAUAUUAUGAAUAUACUGAUGACACGUAUUUACUGUAUUCCGUUGUUUUGGAACCAAGUUUCUCGUCCCAAUGUAUGGUGGUUAUAAAGACCCUCGGAAUUUUUUUUCCAAUUGAGAUGUACAGGUUAUAGUUCACGUAAACUGUGGAAUGUUUUUUUUUUAAUGAUUUAACUUGGUCUCAUUUUUUCAUAUCACAAAAACCUAGCAUUUGAAAAGGGGUGUGUAGACUUUUAAUACCCACUGUAAGUAUCAUGUUUGAUAGUUGGCGGAAACCUUUUGUAAGUGAAAGAAACUUGACUUCAAAGACAUUUGUAAAAGAAAUUGUACAGAAUGUUCCAUUAUGUAGCAACGCGACAUUUACUCAUGUUAAUAAAUGUUCC